Molecule: messenger RNA, 900 nt
Organism: Cryptomeria japonica (Japanese cedar)
Lineage: Eukaryota; Viridiplantae; Streptophyta; Pinopsida; Cupressales; Cupressaceae
Product: MLO-like protein 6
Exons: 8
Biological process (GO): defense response
Cellular component (GO): membrane
Source: RefSeq, a predicted model, not a curated record
AGAAGAUCAUUGGAUGAUGACUUUACUAGUGUUGUAUCCAUCAGUCCACCUCUAUGGUUUUUUGCAAUCUUAUUUCUGCUUCUCAACAGAAGAGGGUGGUUCACAUUUAAUUGGCUCUCCUUCAUUCCAUUGAUUAUUCUUUUGAUAGUGGGAACAAAGCUGCAAGUCAUAAUAACUAGAAUGGCAUUAGAUAUCCAAGAUAGAAAUCCUGCUGUGCAAGGAGCUCUAGUGGUGAAGCCCAAAGAUCAACUAUUUUGGUUUGGUCGACCCAAGUUGAUUCUAUAUCUUAUUCAUUUUACCCUAUUUCAGAGCGCUUUUCAGUUGGCUUUCUUCUUUUGGGCAUUGUAUGAAUAUGGUCUGCAAUCGUGCUUCCAUGAUCGGGCGAGAGAUAUUAUAGUUAGAAUAACCUGUGGGGUUGCAGUUCAAAUACUUUGUAGCUAUGUAACUCUCCCUCUCUACGCUAUUGUGACACAGCUAGGAACAAACAUGAAAACAACCAUAUUUGAUGAAAGAAUAGCUACAACUUUGAAGAAGUGGCACCAGAGAGCAAAGAAGAACAUUAGACAAAAAAGACAUGAUGAUCUGUCAAGUGGACAAACUACUCCAUAUGAAGGAUCUUCUCCAAUUCAUCUUCUUCACAAGUAUCUAAGUUCAGGAGACUUAGAAAGUGCCCAAAAUUUAGGGCAGGUUGAAUAUGAUAUUGAAGCAGAUGCACCCUCCCCUUCUCACCAUUCUCACCACAAUGCUAAUGAGAAUUCAAAGGAACAAAUAGCGGAAGAGAAACAAGAUGUUCAAACACUUGGGUUUGAGUUGAGCUUUGAUCAUUUUCGAAAUGAAAAUUUAAAACACAUUCUCUCUACUUCUCACAGGGAGAAUGAUUCAAGCAAGGAGGACCGUUAG